This is a messenger RNA of Salvelinus fontinalis (brook trout), 3417 nucleotides long. Its product is annotated as synaptophysin-like. The transcript is spliced from 6 exons. The record is from RefSeq and is a predicted model, not a curated record. Bases 92 to 994 code for a protein of 300 amino acids. Gene Ontology annotation, cellular component: synaptic vesicle; synaptic vesicle membrane; presynaptic active zone. Lineage: Eukaryota; Metazoa; Chordata; Actinopteri; Salmoniformes; Salmonidae.
CUUUAUCCUAGUCCCCCCGUGGGCUGUUCCGGAUGUAACUCCUCCCUCCCGCCUACCGGCUAAUCCUCUUAUCGGCAAGCAGACGGCCAAGAUGGAUGUUGUGAACCAGUUGGUGGCCACCGGACAGUUCACCAUAAUCAAACAGCCUUUGGGAUUUAUGAAAAUCCUACAAUGGAUCUUUGCCAUCUUUGCAUUCUCGACAUGCGGCAGCUACUCUGGCAUGUUCAAGAUGAGUGUGGAGUGUAAAAAUCGGUCAGAUAGUGACCUGAGCAUUGAGGUGGAGUUUGAGUAUCCAUUCAGGCUACAUCAGGUGUACUUCGAUGCCCCAACCUGUAAGGGGGGAAACCCUGAGCGUCUGUUCCUGAUCGGAGACUACUCCUCCUCAGCUGGGUUCUUUGUCACCGUCGGUGUCUUCUCUUUUCUCUACUCCAUGGCAGCCCUUUCUGUGUAUGUUUUCAUUCUGGAGAAAUACCGCGAAGGCUGCAAGGGAGCCCAGAUUGACUUCGUUGUGACCUGUGUGUUCACCUUCUUCUGGCUGGUGGCUUCUUCUGCCUGGGCUAAGGGUCUGUCGGAUGUGAAGGCAUCCACUGACCCAGACAAGGUCCUCUUACUGAUCGAGGCCUGCGACGAACCGGAGAACCGCUGCCGUGAAGUCCAUGACCCUGUCGUCUCUGGUCUCAACACAUCUGUGGCAUUUGGCUUCCUGAACCUGAUCCUGUGGGGAGGGAACCUGUGGUUCGUGUUCAAGGAGACUGGCUGGCUAGCAGCUUUCGGAGGCACAUACCCACCUUCCCAGGAGAAAGCGCCUGCCCCAGAGUCCUUCGCCCAGGACGGCUAUGGGCAGGAGGGCUAUGCACAGCAGGGGGAUGCCUAUACCGGCAACCAGGGAGGCUACCAGCCCGACUAUGGCCAGGGUGGCUACACCGAGGGAGGUGGAGACUAUCAGCAGGGGGGAUACGAACAGCAGCCCACCUCCUACGCCAAUCAGAUGUGAGCUGGUCCACCCUAUGGCAGCUGGAAGCUGGUGAGUGUCAGUGCAUAUGAUGGAGAAAUCCUGAGAAUACUGAUAAAUGACUGUGAGAAAUACUGCAUUACUCUUCCAAAGGGAAAUACAGACUGUGGCUUUGUGACAUCUUCAUAAUCUUUAGGUAUGCAUUAGUUGUAAUAUUUCUCCCCCCCCCCCCCCCCCCCAACCCCAGGGGCCACCAUGUGAUUUAGGAGUGUGGUGUCUGACCACCACCCAUAAUUCCACACUCCUCUGUUUGUCUGUUUGUGCAUCUGUGAGUUGACAAGAGGAGGGAGGGAGGAAGGGAGCGAGGGGUGGAGGAAGGUGGGCUCUUGGAAGGGGAAGUUAUCAACACUGUGUCCCUUGGGAGAGGGUUAUUUUGUUGAGGGGGAAAUGGGUCCUUACUGUAACAUGCUGUUUAUUCUCGUGAUGUAUUUAACUGUAGAAGACAACAGGGGAUUGAUUGACAGUUUGAUCGCACAAGGACAAACUUGAAUACAAAACCAAAACAUGAACAUCAAUCUUCUAAAGGAAUAACACUUACAUGAAGGACAAUAAUGGUAGUAAUAUUUAACGUGGGAGAAUGUAUUUGUCUGUGCUAUGUAAAUAUCAAUAUAUUCAUAUAGAAAUGUAGACAGUUGAAUAAUUGUGCACUCCAUAUUAGUUGUUAUACAACAAAUGUAGAGAACAGAGUUAUUCCGUUGUAUUUACUUCAGUUCUGUUUAGGAGCUCACAUAGUUCAACCCUCGUCGUUUUUUUAUAUUUAUGUUUGUGUUUAUUUUAUUUCUCCAUGUGUGUUUCUUCAUAUUUUCAGUUUCAGAAUAGAGUUAUAUAUUUUCUAUUUUCUCAUUGUGCUAUUUUAUUUGUUCAACAUUACUGAGUGAGUUUAACGGCAUAGAGUAGAGAAGAUGUGAUGGCAAAGGAUGAAGACAAAAAAGAAAGCAAAAAGAACGACGAAUUCAGAGAGAGAGUAGAGAAGAAUGAGAGAGGUGUUAGCAGUGCAGAGGUGUUAGCAGUGCAGAGGUGUUAGCAGUGCAGAGGUGUUAGCAGUGCAGAGGUGUUAGCAGUGAUUUAUGUAUUCAUUACAACUUGUAUUCAUUGUCUUAUAUUUUCCAUUUAAAUAUUACUCAAGGAUUUAGCUAUGUUUGUUCCAGAGAAUCUCUUAAAAGCUGAAAUGCAAAAAGGAGAAAAUGCAUCUAGGAUAAUGAAAAAGUAGUUAGCAUGGUAAGAAUUGGUAUUCUGCUAAUACUAUGCUGUUCCUAAAAACUGCUGUACGUACUAUGCUAUCAACACUCUUAUUUAAAGAUGAUUUGAGGUUGUGAAGUCAACUGAUGUUAAGGGGAUCAUUAUUUUUAAUGUAGUUUAGAACUUGGCAUCGGAUAGAUUGGGCCCAGAACCUUGUCAUGUUUCGAUCAACUAUUUAUCUAGUCUAGAGAUGAGUCAUAAGACAGAGUUAGUAAUCAUGUUUAUUCACAAUUUAUUUUGGUUAUCUGAUCAAAACGCAUCCAUAUAUUUACAUAGAACUAAAUCAGUAUGGCAAAAUGUGUCGUUUUCAAGACCAUAUACAAGCCAUAGAAAAUAAGUAUUUUUACAUAUUAAUAUAGCCAACUGUGUUGUCCUGAACUGUAUCUUGUUUCCAUGUAAAUAAAAUAUCCUUCAUCCCCGAUCCCCCCACAACCACACAUUCACUCUCAAAAGCAGGUUUACCAUGUGUCUGACUCCUGGAGUUAGAGGGGGGCAAGUGCAAGUGGCAAACAAGUGUUACAGUAAUAGUAUGUUUGGCUCAUCAUAAGGUGACAGCACAGCACAGUGCAGCUCUGCUAUAUUUUACACAAAGUACAGGGACUUCACAUGUUGCAAUGGUCACUCUUUUCAAGGUCAUGUAGAUAGGCUUACCUGCCAUACUGCCAAUCCUCUCUCUGGAUAGAAUACCUGUAUUGCCAAAUGGAAACAGGACAGGGGUGUCUUGAUAGAUCAAUAGCUUCCACAGUUAUCACAAUUAAAUUGUUUUUCAUCCAUGUUAUUCCAUUAUGCAGUUUUGGAUCCAUACAUAUUUUUUUUUAUCAGUCGGUGUAGAGGCACCUCACUUUCUCUCCCUUCUCCUGUGUUUUUCUCAAUAUCGUUCUCUCUCUCUCUCUUUCCAUCUCUCUCUCUUGUAGCUCUUAUAAAUAUGCUCAAUGAAAUAUGUAUAGUUAGUCGUUAAUGGUGAAUGAUGUCUUGUGAUACUCUAUGCCUUUGGAUAGUUGUGGUUAUCGUUUAUGAUGUAUUUUUAUUACUAUUUAUGAUAAUGACUAUUACAAUUCAGAGAAAAAAAUAUCCAAGAUUCUCCAGAAUUCUAUUGUAUUCUUAUUUUAUGGAAUCCCUGUGAAACAAAAUCAAAUAAACUUGAAAUUAUUCUGUUGAAGGUAAAA